Messenger RNA from Lemur catta (Ring-tailed lemur), 884 nucleotides. It is a transcript of the gene RPP25L, whose product is annotated as ribonuclease P/MRP subunit p25 like. Bases 90 to 581 code for a protein of 163 amino acids. Gene Ontology annotation, molecular function: RNA binding. NCBI's taxonomy places the organism in Eukaryota, Metazoa, Chordata, Mammalia, Primates, Lemuridae. The record is from RefSeq and is a predicted model, not a curated record. Gene Ontology annotation, cellular component: ribonuclease MRP complex. Gene Ontology annotation, biological process: tRNA 5'-leader removal. The transcript is spliced from 2 exons.
CGCGCUCCCGGCUCGCGCGCCAUCUUGGUACCGGAUCGAGCGUGGGGCCGCCGCGUGGGCAGCCAGACGCAGACAGGACAGCGAGCAGGAUGGAGCAUUACCGAAAAGCUGGCUCCGUAGAGCUCCCAGCACCUUCCCCAAUGCCCCAGCUACCGCCUGAUACCCUUGAGAUGCGGGUCCGAGAUGGCAGCAAAAUUCGCAACCUGCUGGGGCUGGCGCUGGGUCGCUUGGAGAGCGGCAGUGCCCGGCACGUGGUGUUCUCAGGUUCUGGCAGGGCUGCGGGAAAAGCUGUCAGCUGUGCUGAGAUUGUCAAGCGGCGGGUCCCAGGCCUGCACCAGCUCACCAAGCUGCGUUUCCUGCAGACUGAGGACAGCUGGGUCCCAACCUCACCUGACACAGGUCUAGACCCCCUCACAGUGCGCCGCCAUGUGCCUGCAGUGUGGGUACUGCUCAGCCGGGACCCCCUGGACCCCAAUGAGUGUGGCUACCAACCCCCAGGGGCACCCCCUGGCCUGGGCUCCGUGCCAAGCUCCAGCUGUGGCCCCCGGCCCCGAAGAAGGGCUCGAGACGCCCGGUCCUGAAGACCUGCUGAGCCAGACUGUUCUCUAGGCCUGAAUGUCUAGGAUGGUGGUGCCUUCUCUGAGAAGCCCUGGACUGCUCAACGUCCCCAUCAAAGCUUGAGUCCACACAAGGGGGCCUCCCUGUCCUGCUUCUCCUUCCUUCUGGCAUGUGGGAAGGGGCUGCUAUGAGGAGUGACAGCUCUGGGAUCUCUGUCAAGUUCUGGGUUGCAUAAGAAGGGGUUACUCUGCCUUCUACCUGCAGUUCAUCUGACCUGCCUUCUGACAGAGGUUCCAAGGAAGGAGUUAGGAAAUAAAGCCCAUUUG